CCUCCCCGGGCGGAGCUCCAGGCGGAAGAGCUUGCUUUGGCCCUGGGCUGGAGCGGCGAGUGGGCGGCGGCGGCGGCAGCGGCAUGGAGGGAAGCCGCGAGCCUUGGGGCCGGGCUGCCGCAGCCUGCAAGAGAAUCGCCAUCUUCGGCGCCACCGGCAUGACGGGCCUGGCCACCCUGGCGCAAGCCCUCGAGGCGGGCUACCAGGUGACGGUGCUGGUGCGGGACCCCGUCCGGCUGCCCCCAGAGCUCCAGCCGGCGCAAGUGGUGGUCGGAGAUGUCCUGAACUGGGCAGAUGUUGAUCGAGCAGUGAAUGGGCAGGACGCUGUGAUCAUCAUCUUGGGCACCCGCAAUGACCUCAGUCCCACAACGAUGAUGUCCGAAGGCACCCGAAACAUUGUUGCAGCCAUGAAGUCCCGUGGCAUCCGCAAAGUGGUGGUGUGUCUCUCAGCUUUCCUGAUGUGGGGCCUGGGCAAAGUUCCUGCCAAGCUGCGGCCAGUGACAGAAGACCACAUCCGGAUGCAGCAGAUCCUGAAAGAGUCAGGACUGGACUGUGUCUAUGUCAUGCCACCCCACAUUGCAGGUGACCAGCCCCUCACUGGCGACUACACCAUAACUGUGAAUACCUCAAGUGGCGCCCGAGUCAUCUCCAAGCAUGACCUGGGGCACUUCUUUCUCAAGUGCCUGACCACAUCUGAGUAUGAUGGGAAAAAUGUCUAUCUCUCCAGGCAUUAUCCAAAGGAAUGAGCCCCAUGGCCCAGCCAUCCCCUCCUCCAGAAGGCUGGAAAUCGCUGUCUCGGAUGCAUCUACCCCCCACCUCUUGUGCUACUGAGUGCCUUCCUCCCCAUCCCAGGAAAUCCAGGAGGGCAGCAGAUCCCCCAUGCUCCCUACAUCAGGCAGAUAGGCUGCAAACCGUCCCUGUGUGUUGACGCUCUCCUGUUUACAAACGCAGCUGAUGUGCUCUGCCCCGUGUGUGUGUGCACGCACACGCGCCACAGUUCUGGUCUGCAGCUUCCUCCCCAUGACAGAAAGGAAUCUUUGGGCAGCAGAGAUUUUUGCUGUAAUCCCAGGAAAGCCUUUACACAGAAUCAAACAAGUGGAACUCAUUAGCCAAGCCCUUUCUAUCAGCAGAGAGGAGGUAUGAUGCAGAAAUCAUUUUGAAAAUGAUGUAUCUACCUAGAAAGUGGCUAAUGAAUAAAUCUAUUUGAAGUACUAAAAGGUUGGAAUGGAAGUAACUAAAUAUCUCCAUACUGAUGUUAUCCUUUCUCCUCUGUUGCUGAGACACCUUGAUUCGUUUUGAUUCUUGCAAAGUUCUAUCUUGAAAGCAUACGAAGCAUAAGCAGCUAAUCAAAUAAAUAUUUAUCUAUUGGGA
Molecule: messenger RNA, 1371 nt
Organism: Candoia aspera
Lineage: Eukaryota; Metazoa; Chordata; Lepidosauria; Squamata; Candoiidae
Gene: BLVRB
Product: biliverdin reductase B
Exons: 5
Coding region: 84-746 (220 amino acids)
Molecular function (GO): biliverdin reductase [NAD(P)H] activity; riboflavin reductase (NADPH) activity
Source: RefSeq, a predicted model, not a curated record